GUGCUUAAUUAGCUACGUACGUAGCAGUUGAAUUGAACGAUCAUCGCACGCAAACAGGCGAUAUUAGAUCGUUCUUCCACUUCGAAUUUGAAGCACCAUGGCAAACCUUAAUGCGUAUUUAGCUGUAUUGGUUGUGUUGGUGGCGGGUGCAACUGUCACAACUGGUGAUAAAGACUGCCCUUACUGGCAUGAACCAUGUAAAUUUCUCAGUUUUAUCACUUUUACUACGGUUCAAUGUAAGCCUUGUGCUGAUGGAAUGGAGUAUUGGACACUAGAGGAUCCAGUAAAAGAGGGUAGUUGGUGGCUGCCUCCUUGGUUGUUCUCAUAGAUGUAUUAAGAAAUCUCUGCAAGUGCAACUUGCAUACCUAUCCAAACUAAUUAAAGAAUAAACUUUUAU
Rubroshorea leprosula is the source of this 397-nucleotide messenger RNA. The record is from the annotation of a GenBank genome assembly. NCBI's taxonomy places the organism in Eukaryota, Viridiplantae, Streptophyta, Magnoliopsida, Malvales, Dipterocarpaceae.